This is a messenger RNA of Platichthys flesus (European flounder), 6000 nucleotides long. It is a transcript of the gene ppm1bb, whose product is annotated as protein phosphatase, Mg2+/Mn2+ dependent, 1Bb. Gene Ontology annotation, cellular component: cytosol; nucleus. The record is from RefSeq and is a predicted model, not a curated record. Gene Ontology annotation, biological process: positive regulation of canonical NF-kappaB signal transduction; negative regulation of canonical NF-kappaB signal transduction; protein dephosphorylation. Lineage: Eukaryota; Metazoa; Chordata; Actinopteri; Pleuronectiformes; Pleuronectidae. Gene Ontology annotation, molecular function: protein serine/threonine phosphatase activity; magnesium ion binding; manganese ion binding. The coding region runs from base 398 to 1843 and encodes 481 amino acids. The transcript is spliced from 6 exons.
CCAAAGUGGAAGGAAAGCUCUGUGGCCUUUCAAUGGAAGAAGAAAGUGCGAGAUUUGCCCGUGUUGUAUAAUAUCCACUAUUCUCAGGGUCCAUAUUUGUUUUGGAACGAUCGAAAGCAUCUCCAGUUGACGUGAGCGACAGGAACGGGCGUCAAACAUGCGUAAAAAUCAACGCUGUCCAAGCAGGGAACCGCCGAGAAAGGACUUAUCGCCGCUCAUCUGAGGCCAAUCUCGGUUAUUUUUUUUGUCAAAUAAGGAAACAUAACGUAGCUAGCCGGCUAACGUUAGCACCGCAGAUAGCUAGGGCAGCGACACAUCUUCAGACCAAAGCGGGCUCCGGCAGGUGAUCAACAUUGGAUCUGCGUUCGCCCAGCGACAGGAAAACCUAUAGGCAACAAUGGGUGCAUUCCUGGACAAGCCGAAAACAGAGAAGCACAGUGCCCACGGUGAUGGCAAUGGGCUGCAGUAUGGCCUGAGCUCCAUGCAGGGAUGGCGGGUGGAGAUGGAAGAUGCCCAUACAGCUGCGGUGGGUCUUCCACAUGGACUUACCGACUGGUCCUUCUUUGCCGUCUAUGAUGGCCAUGCAGGGUCCCGGGUGGCCAACUACUGCUCUGGCCACCUGCUGGAACACAUCUUGUCUGGAGGGGCAGAAUUUGUGCCUGGAUCCGGCUCUGUGGAGGGCGUGAAGGACGGCAUCCGCUCAGGCUUCCUGAACAUUGACGAGUACAUGCGCAGCUUCACUGACCUGCGGCAGGGCAUGGACCGCAGUGGAUCAACAGCUGUGUGCGUGUUGCUCAGCCCGACCCACCUCUACUUCAUUAACUGCGGCGAUUCGCGGGCCGUGCUGUGUCGAGACAGCAAGUUGGGCUUCUCCACCCAGGACCACAAGCCCUGCAACCCCCGUGAAAAGGAGCGCAUCCAGAACGCUGGCGGCUCAGUCAUGAUCCAGAGGGUGAACGGCUCCCUGGCUGUGUCCCGGGCCCUGGGGGACUAUGACUACAAAUGUGUGGAUGGUAAGGGCCCCACGGAGCAGCUGGUAAGCCCUGAGCCCGAGGUGUGUGUGUUGGAACGAGCGCCCGAAGGAGACGAGUUUGUGGUGCUGGCGUGUGAUGGAAUCUGGGACGUCAUGUCCAACGAGGAGCUGUGCGAGUUUGUCCGCUCACGACUGCUGGUGUGUGAUGACCUGGAGAAGGUCUGUAACUCUGUGGUGGACUGCUGUCUACAUAAGGGGAGCAGGGACAAUAUGAGUGUGGUGUUGGUGUGUUUACCCGGAGCUCCGAAGAUCUCAGAGGAGGCUGUGAAAAAAGAAGAGGAAUUGGAUAAAUACCUGGAGUCCCGUGUUGAGGAUCUACUGGCAGGUUGUGGGGACGCAGGAGUCCCUGACCUGGUGUCUGUCCUAAGGAGCAUUGCCACAGAGAACAUCCCCAACCUUCCACCUGGUGGCGGCCUGGCCAGCAAACGCAGUGUGAUCGAGGCGGUGUACAACAAGCUGAACCCUCACAGAGAAGAGGAAGGCGCCUUUGCGGGGGGAGAGGAGGAGAGUGAGGAGGGAGGUGGCAAUACGGCGGCACAUCUGCUGGAGGCUCUUCGGCAGUUCCGCCUCCACCACCGGGGGCAGUAUCGCGCAGUGCUGGAGGAUACCCUGGCCACCUACCAAGUGCGGGGGGAGAGCGCCGCUGAGGGAACAGGGGCGAGCAGGAGGACCUUGGACUGCGACAAUGACGGCCAGAAGCAGCCCACCUCACCUCCCUCUCCCCCCUCGCCCCCGCCCUCACCUGCCACUGCAGAGCCGGAGGCCAGCGAGGAUGCGCCCACCCCCGAGUUAAAUCCCUCCUCUGACUGAGCACCCCGCCUGCAAAGCAACCCAACCAGCCAUCUCUCCCUCAGACUCCAGCGCUCUAGUCGUGCUAUGACCUCUCCGCUUUCCUGCAGCACAGAAUUUGAAUUUACACAUCGGCCAUUUCCGGUUUUGUCUUCAGCUUCAGCUGCAACUCGUAUACCCGUAACAAUAUUUUAACAACUCUCUGUAAACACAAAUGGCCCCUCUGUCUGUUCAAGUUCUGUCUGCAAGCCACAUUUAUUACAUAAACCUAAUGAAGACUCUUUCGCUCCCUGAUUUUCUCUCCCCCUUUUCCUCCUGUCCACCUCGGCUUUUAUUCCCAAAACUGACCAAGCCACUUUUACAUCACACACUCAUGUUUGCAACAGAAUCACAGUGAAUCAUUGUGUAAAGUGUAAAAGUGGCUUGUGAAGAAGAAAAAAAAAAUGAACAUGGCACUCCACAAUCUACGAUUCCUGGUGUUGGCUUCUGGCUGAUUUCCUACCUGAACACCUCCUCUCCCCCAGCCUCACCCCCUCACAUCUGCUUACAAUGGACAGAGAAAAGGAGAGGGGACACUCUGAACUGCAGCUGUGUCUCCAGGCCUGCUCCAUCUACAGACUCAAAACACACUCUUUUAUGUUUGUGUGUGUGUGUAUGUAUGUGUGUGUGUGCUUGAGUGAGCGAGAGUUUGAGAGACUAAUCACUUCUACACACAUUUUCUGAUUUAACGGAUGAUACUUGAGUGUUAACCGUUUAUCAGCACAAUCGCAGGGGCAGUUAAACAACGGACGGAUGCGUGGGGUGGGUGUUUACUUGUAGUUUGAGCGAAAGUUGAUUUAAAUAAUUCUCUCACCACAUAUCCCAGAUUCUACAACAUCACAGUACAGUAACACUGCCUCACAAUCACACACAAAGAGGUUUAAAUCUGCUUCUUCUUGGUGCAGCACUAGAGAGGGUAAGACUGCAGUGUGGUUUUUGGUACGUUCCAAAGCACAAGUGGUCAAACCUGCUUACAGUUGACAUGUUGGCAUACACACUAGCAUGCUAACAUUUAGCAUUUCACUUGUUGGCAUGCAAAAAUUCCGUUUGUAAUGUUUUUUGAGUUGGCUUACUAAUAUGGUAAUAUGCAUCCUGUUAGCAUGCUAGCAGGCUAUGUUGGUAUCCAUGUCAUUAGUCUGCAGGGUUUUCUGUCAGGAGCUGAACACAGCAAGUGGAAUAUUUGAACUGAUUAUGGCACUUAGAUGGGUGACCGAGACCACAAUUGUUUCCUUGUACAUCUCAUGCUGCACCUUUUGACCAAAAUGUUGGACCUGGCCAACCACCAUUACAUCCCUAAGGUCACACUGCCACUGUAGCGGGGCUGACCAUAUCCAAUCCAGGCCUGAUACAGCACUUAUACCCUCAGUCACACCUGGAGCAAACGUCGAAUGUGUUGUACCUGAGACACUUGUGCAUCUAUAAUCAGUAAUGUUGUUAUACCUGUGUUUUAAUACAUUUCCCACAGCUAAUGCUGCCAGAUGCUUGUAAUAAAUGUGGCUUUACGAGAGUCGCAGCUUGAUUAAAACCAUCCCCCACAUCUAGCAUAUUUUAUUCCCCACAGGUUGCUGGCUUUAUUCAGAGAGAAACAAUCUGAAACUCUCAGCUCAUUAUAGACGUUUGAUUUAAACAGGCUGCACAAGCUACAGUGUUUAUUCCUUCUCUAUGAAAGCAGGAAGAGGGAGUCUGUAUAAUGCCCUUUACCCAGCCACUCUGGUAAUGCAUGCACUGCCCUUAUCCUUUACAAUAUCUAAAGCACUUAGCUAUCAGGAAGAGAGGUUACGCUAAACACUGUGUGUCUGUCUGUGUGUGUGUGCGUGUCUGUAUGAAUUGUAUUUGUAUGGGGUUUUGUGGGCCUAAUCAGUCCCACGACGUUGAUAAAAUGACAAAUGAACAAAUAAAAAUUUGAGGUAUCAUGCUAAAGCUUUGUGUCAAGUGUCUCAGUGUAAACUGGCUGUCCAGCUGUUUCCUCUCUGUCUGUCAGACCCAUGCCAAGUGAGUCACGUUGAAGAUGUGCAAGUCAGGGUUGUGGUUAGGGAAUUUAAAAAGCUGAGCAAGUCAUAGUUCACCAUUUGCACGUCACAAACAAAUCACAAAAAACCUAAACAGACCUGAAACUGAUUUGGCAGCAUUAAAUACCAUUUCCUCAAAGGUUUUUCUGUGUGUUUAACAAUAUUUAAUGUGUGUAUGUUUCUGUGUUAGCCGACCCUGUGAAGUUUUUGUGAGCAGCUUGAGCCGAAAACAAAUCCUUACCUUGCUCGCCCUCAUCUGUCCGCUUUCAGCCCUCGCCCUAGACUUGUAAUUUUGAGUCGGCUAAUUAAGGACAUUUUAAUCUGUCUUCUCCUUUUUAAAAUAAAAGGCAGCUCCCAGGUGCGAGACAAGUCAAAGAAAAUAAACGCCUGCCACUGUGCUGCUUGAGCUGCCGGUGAUAAGCGCGAGGGAAGGUGCGUGGUCUUAUAGGGACUCCAUUCUCUCCCAUUUCUCCCCCCUGUCUUUCAGUCUUGACAGUCGGCCUUGUGAUUCUCCGCAAGGUGAGUCAUCAGAGGUCUGGGUUCUUGGUGUCUCAACGUGCUGGCCGGGCAGGGGGAUCUCACUGACUUUCACCGUUAUCCAUUCAUUUUGAGUUCAUGAGAGGGCAGUAAGAUCUACUUCUAUUCAAGGCAUCAGGAGCUGUUUGUUAACUAUUGUGUGCAUUGGAAGAUGCAGCUAAAAAAAAAAAGCUAAUACACAACUCUCCUUCUCUUUUUACCCGCCCAGAGCACCGGUGAGCUGGAGGACCCCUGGUAGCCGUGGCAAUAAUCCCCCUUCGUCUCCUCCCGGUGACCGGCUCGUCCAUCCAGAGGAGGAGGUUUCUCUCCAUUGCGCCGUGUCGUUCUCCACUUAAAAAAAAGAGGACAUGUGGUGUGUCUUGGAGUGCGUGAGUGCGUAUGUUGGUUGUGCAUGUGUGUGUGUUUGCAGCAGUGGGACUAAGACGACAAAUGACAAGUACACACACAUGCAUACUGCUUUAGACGUGGAGGAUUCAAAAAACAAAACAAAUUCACUUUUUCAGACAUGUCGAGGUUUUAUGAACUGAAGCAUUGUGAUGGUAGAGAUGAUUUUUACCAUUGAGGUGUUUUUUUUUUUCCUUUUCUUUUCUUGAAUGUUGACAAUGAACGACCGACUUCACAAUGACAUGAGGACCUAUAGUGUGUGUCUGUGUGUGUCUGUGUAUGUGUGUUUGUAUGUGUGAGAGAUGAGUUUGUGUUUCGUGGAGGGCCAAGAGAAGACAGAUGAAGGAUAGAGACUUUGUAAUUCUUCUUCUGGACAUUUUUUUUUCGUGCUCCUGGGUCUGAUAAUUGCCUAACACCUUCGCUUGUACCCCUCGUUAAAAAACACACACACACGCACACACACACUGACACACAGACACCAAAACCAUAAACACCCCCCCACACACACACACACACCCACCAACUCCCACUUCCACCUGUGCACGUUAAGUGCCACUUUUGCAGGGCACUGCAUGAGGACUUAGGUUCUACAUGUACAGCUAUGUGGUUUUCUCGUCGACCCCGGUUUGGACAGCCAUUGGUUGAGACUGACUGAACCCAAAGGACCUCUGGGCUCUGAUUGGCUCCCGACGUGUGAGAAGUGGAAAUGAGUUGUGUUUUUUUUUUUUUUCUUAUUUGCUCAUACUAUUAGAAUGAUGACGAUGAUAAUCACAAUGGGGAAAAUGGGAGGUUAUUUUGUUCACUGAGGAGCUGAGGGCGAGGUGGACUCGUGGUGGUGAUGGUGGGGAGGCUGUUGUAUCACUGGUUGGACUUCCUGUAGAGGAGGAGGGGUGAGGGUGGGAGGGCGGGAGAUCAGACGUGAUUCCCCACCCCCCUCCUCACCAUCGCAGUUGGAGGUACGCUAACGGCGGACUGUCCUGACAGAGGAACGUGUUUUUUUUUCUUUUUAAUGUUGGCCAUGAGGUUACUAGCUGCUCGCUGUGUAGAGUGAGUCAACUCCCUGUUUUAACCCUGUUCCUGGUUCUCAGACUGCAUUGGUAAUGUUUGUAUUGCUGUUGUUUGAUUGCACUCACAUUUGAUUACAGAAAGCGUCUAUAUAUGAAAUAAAAUACCUGCCAAGGACCCAGCGGUGGCUGCGUAUUUCAAUAA